AUGUCUGUCGUUUUGAAAUUCUUCACAUGUCCAGCAAAGCAAAAGCAAACACCAGAAAUGAAUAUUGAAGAAAAAUUCCGUGAGGAGCUGCCUGGUAUCCUUGACAACCUUAUGGCCAGUCCUAAAUUAUCUCAAAUACCUGAGGUAGCGACUUGGGUGAAAAAAAUUUUAGAAUAUAAUCUGAGAGGAAGCAAGUAUUUCGGAGGAGUGAUGGUUGCACUUGCAUAUGACAUGUUAGAGAAACCAGAGAAUAUUACAGAGGAGAAUCAGAAGUUGUCUAGAGUUCUAGGAUGGUGCGGAGAAAUGGCACGGUGCGCAUUUUGUAUAUCAGAUGAUUUAAUGGACAAAUCAACUACACGUCACGGGAAUCCCUGUUGGUACCUUAUGCCCAAUGUGGGCCUGGGUGCAGUCAACGACUGCAUGCUUGUGUUCUCCAGCGUUAUGGAGACGAUAGAAAUAUAUUUUUUGGAAACCCCAUAUUUUAAGGACAUCGUACGUCUGAUACACAAGACGAUAUUAUACUGUUCUAUGGGACAACAAGCAGACUUUAUGCUGCUUAGCCACCAUGUAAAUAAAGAUUACAGUCAGUUCACAAUGGAACGCUAUGAGACUACAAUUGUUCCAUACGUGUGUCGCUUUUGCACAUUUGAGCUUCCGGUGUUGUUAGCAUUGACCAUAAUGAAAGACGUUGAUAUGAAGACGUACGAUGGCAUGCAUGAUGUCUGUGACAAACUGAGCAAGCUUUAUGUAAUGCAGGACGACUACCUUGAUUGCUACGCAGACGAGGCGGCAACAGGCAAGGUUGGGAAUGAUAUUCAGCAAGGUAAAUGUUCCUGGUUUGCUGUGACUGCCCUACAACGUUGCAACGAAGCUCAGAGAAAACUUUUUACAAAGCAUUACGCUAGUGAAAACCCAGAGGACGUCGCAAUCAUCAAAAAAUUAUACGGCGAUCUUAAACUAGAAGACCUGUUUAAACAGAAGGAAGUUGAAUUAUAUGAUGACAUAAUACGUCAUGUGCAUGCGCUUUCUUCGUCAGCACUGACAGAAUACUUUUUAAUAAUUAUCGAUAAAAUUUCAAAAAAAUCCUAA
Arctia plantaginis is the source of this 1089-nucleotide messenger RNA. Lineage: Eukaryota; Metazoa; Arthropoda; Insecta; Lepidoptera; Erebidae. The record is from the annotation of a GenBank genome assembly.